UUGCGGUAUACUCUUGCUUUCUCUUCAUCAUGGUGUCUUCUCUAUACUUCCCUCUCAUUUUUAGGUUUAUCCUGUCCUUCCAGUUGCAGCGGUCGUUUCAUCUUCCGCUUCCCACUUCCCACCGCUUCCCCUCAUCUUCUCACAUUUCAACAACAGGCUGAAGAGGCUAGGCUAGCCGCCUGGGAGGACUACUUCGACCAAUAUGGUCGUGGCAUAAGCAUGUAUCGCACCGAGACGCUGCGCAACCUCGUUCUAACUGGUCUGCCUGAAAGUCUGCGCGGCCGGCUUUGGAUGACGCUAAGUGGGGCCGAGAAUGAGGUGAUUUAA
Messenger RNA from Protopolystoma xenopodis, 327 nucleotides. NCBI's taxonomy places the organism in Eukaryota, Metazoa, Platyhelminthes, Monogenea, Polystomatidea, Polystomatidae. The record is from the annotation of a GenBank genome assembly.